Molecule: messenger RNA, 7562 nt
Organism: Ooceraea biroi (clonal raider ant)
Lineage: Eukaryota; Metazoa; Arthropoda; Insecta; Hymenoptera; Formicidae
Product: zinc finger protein 62
Biological process (GO): regulation of transcription by RNA polymerase II
Cellular component (GO): nucleus
Molecular function (GO): RNA polymerase II cis-regulatory region sequence-specific DNA binding; zinc ion binding; DNA-binding transcription activator activity, RNA polymerase II-specific
Source: RefSeq, a predicted model, not a curated record
GCUGUAUAGUUUCUCCAAAAAAAUUCGUAAAAUUAUACCUUAUUUUCAACGUUCUAAAGCAGGCUCCCCCCUUAAACGCUCGGCGGCUUGCGGUCAUCAGACAAUUCGUAAGUGUAAGCCGUAACGUAAGCUGUAAGUUGGUGUCGUCGUGCGCGGACCCCCGUAAACCGUUCGUUGCGCUAUUAACGUAGCUGUUUGCAUGAAGGAACGUAAUCUUCGAUUUGCAUACAAUGCGCUAGUUACGAACUGCGUGGCGCGCGCGUGCGCGCGUUCGUCGUCGCGGUUGUGUAUCUUUCAUGCACGCGCGGUGCCCGCGCGUAGAAACGAACGAAACGCCGAUGCAAGCUCGGUCGACCGGCCGAGUACUUAAUCGCGACAGCGCCGGGGAGGAGAGGGGUCGCGUCUCGGACCCGGAGGACCUGAAGAAACGGCCGUGAUCGUCAUCCAGCGCGAGUAGCGCGCUUUCUCGAGGAAUGACGACGCUUCUUUCUUCUCUUUUUUUUUUGUCUCCCUCGCAGCCGACAAGUGUACGUUUCGUGAUCGUCGGUAGGUUGGUAGGUGUACGCCGCGCAUUUCGUAAUCGGGGAUCGAGAUGUUUAUCGAGAUGCCGACGCCGAUUGGCGGAGGAGGGCCGUUAUCUCGGUGUGAUCGAAGAAUUAACGAACUUUAUCGAUCGUUAUCGGAGUCAGAGUUCUAAGCGAGGUUGAGAAUCGCUGUGUUGAAGAGUCAAUAAGCUUGCGCUAGUUACACUGGAGCUUUACCGAUGUUAACGCGAGGGAUCGGCUGGCCACUCUCGAUCUUUCGAAAUCUUUAUUUUGUAAUAGAGCGGACGGAAGUGCCAGAGGGCACAUGCGCGCAAGAGUCGACCAUAGCAAAUAGAUAGGGGAGAAUUUGGGAUCGGUUCAGGUAGAAGAUUGAGGGGACCUAUCGCGUAUGUUGUAAUCUGGCGUAUAUAAUGUGCAAUCUGUCUUACCUGCAGUGUACAAACGACAAUUUCGUGUAUCAAAUGUAUAUCAGAAGGCAUAUAUAUAUAUAUAUAUAUAUGAAUAAACAAUUGACCAAUCAUACAACAUUCCAUAACUUUCCUAUUUCUAUUGAAAUUCUGGAAUUCUCCUGAGCAACUUACGCCACAUCGACUCAAACGUGAAACCAUUGAACUGAUUCGUUCUUGUAGAAUAUAUAUAUAUAUAUAAUAAAAAUAUCUGAUUAAAAGAAAAUAUUGUAAAAAAUAAGGAAGACUGAAAUAACAUGACUUUUUUCAUUUACAAUUGGACAUUUUCGUACAAUUCGCGUACAAUUUAUAAAUAUCGAAUUAAAUAUAAAAAUGAAUUAACUACAUAAUCUAUUAUCUAUUUUUUUACGAUGCAUAUAUAUAACAUCUGAUUUGUUAAUCGGCAAACUUACAAGACACUGCUCUUUGCUCGACUAACCAACAGUCAUCACUACGCACGAAUGCGUAGACCUGGUGCGCAUGACCCGAACGGCGCGUUCAGAAAUGAUGCCCUGGCGCGUCUAGACUCGCCUGACGCCGUUUUGUCGUUCAGCCUCUUGCCGGACGAGAGGAAGACGGAAAAAAGCGCGGGACCCGAGCGAGACCGGACCGCCCGUACGUCCGCACGAAGCGGCGGCGUUGAUUCGUUGGAUUCGUCACGACGGCCCGCUUGCGCCAUCUUGGUGCAUUUCCGGCAAGUAGGACGCGUCGGAAGUGUCGGAACGCGUGGAACGAGCUGCGUCCGUGAGAGCGCCCGGUCCCCCGAGCAGGCAGUUCUGUGAUCGUUCGAGUUGGCGACGAGCGGGACGCUGCGUCCCUAACCUGGGCUCGGAGGAAGCACGGACGACGUGAACGACGUUGCCGAGCCAGCGCGCGACGUCCUGGUGGUAUCUCGAGCGCGUCACGAGCAGCGGUCCCAGCGAGCGAGCGCCGGUUCGCGAUGGACGGGGACGUGGUGGAACUCGGGAACGUGGAGAGUGUGUGCCGACUGUGCCUCUCCACGGACGAAACGAGGUCCUCGGUGUUCGCGGCGCGAGACCAGGAAGACUCGUCCGGCGUCCCACUGGCCACCAAGAUCGAAGCUUGCUUGUCGAUCCAAAUUUCAAGCACCGAUAAAGUAUCCACGCUGAUAUGCGCAAAUUGCGUGAAAAGUGUAAACCAGUGGCACACCUACAAAGAGUCUUGUUUACGUUCUCAGGACAAGUUACAGGAAUGGUUGGCAAGUCACUCGCAAUCAAAUCCUAAGGUUGUAACGAUCAAGGAUGAACCGAUGGACGUAGACUCUAAAGACGAUGCAGAAGUUGUCUCAGAGGACACCAGCGACUUGGAAGAAACACGUCCAAUGGAUGAUCAGGCAAUGGAGGACACUGAAUCUGUCAGCGAAGAGGUACAAGAAGUAGCAAAUAAAAGCAAUGCGAAUGAAAAUGUGCCGAAAGAUGCCGAUACCACUCCAUCCGUAGUGCAGAAUGAAAAAGAGACUGACAGAGGGGAAGACCAGGUAGACCAACAGGAUUCUGAGACUCUUCGCACGAUUAAGAGCGAGCCGCAAGACGAUGACGACACGGACUGCACUGUAGAACUGGAAUCCACGAAUAGCAGUGAGUUGCUACUGAAUCCAAUGGCGGUUGGCACGGAGGACACUGUCAUGGAGGCGGACUCCACGCAAAAGUCGAACGCGGCCGGUGCAUUACCUAAAAAGAAACUGAAGCGUGGUCCUCACACUCACUUCAGAGGAACGCGCGUCUUUAAGAAGAAGUGCGUACAUUGUCAGAUAUUCUUGCACUCGAAGUAUACGUACUUGAAGCACAUGAAGAGGUUUCAUAACAAGGAAAACGGCGAGAAUUCGGAAUCGAUAUCUCAAAACGACGAGGAGGAGAUGAUCGAGGAUAUCGAGGAUGAAUUGAUCAGCAUGGAGAAGGAGUCGCCGCUGACGCAGGUUCAGCAGGACAUCAUUAGCCAAUUGAAGACGUUCUCAUGUUACACUUGCGAUCAGACGUUCAACGAUCGGCGCAGCACGCUCUCUCACAUACGACAACACUUGCCGGAUCUCAGGCCGUACACGUGUAUCGCCUGCCUGACAGAGUUUCCUGACCGAUCUAUGUAUCAAUUGCAUUGUGGCGCGUCUUUUGAAUGCGCGAUGAAGAUUGCCCUAGUCGUGCCUAAACGCGGUAGUGAACGAUACUUUACGUGUAACAUGUGCCUGCGCUCGUUGCACGGCAGGAAGGAACUGCUCGGUCACUUAUCGAAGCAUUCUGAUAAGCAGUACGAGGAGAUGAUGUCACCAGCGCGUUCGCCGCCCAAGCUGAAGCCGAUGACGCCGUUGCCAUCCGAGGGAAACUCGGCCAAUGCGCAGCAAGUUGUCAACGGGCCUUACAAAAAUGGCGAUCCGGCGCACAACCACGCCUGCGAUCUCUGCGGCAUGAUCUAUCGAUAUCGACCAAAUAUGUUCAAACACAGAGAGUUCUGCCGGCAAUUGCCGCCAGAAGCUCGAAUGUCGUACAGGUGUGCUCACUGUCAAAUGACGUUCCUCGUGUUCAAGAAAUUCCACAGUCACAUCACGGUGGCUCACAAGAAGAAGGAAUUUCUUUGCUACCAGUGCGGCGCAAAGUUCUUGUCGCCCAGUGAUUACCUGACCCAUCACGAAAAACAUCGCGCGUCGGCGCAGGGCGGUGGACAGGUGCAGCGCGACGGCACGUCGUCGCAGAACGCGGUUCAGGCAUUGCUGAAGGAACGGAAUGCCCACGAAGCGGGCCUCGUCAAGUCGAGGAUCGGUACUCCGAAGUUCAGCUGCGCCCUCUGCAGCCAAGAGUUCUCGACGAGGCUCGAACUGACCGAGCACCGGAAUCUUCAUGUCAAAGUGAAAAUAUAUUCUUGCAUCAUUUGCCGCAGCAUGUUCAGUAGUCCAAGCGCAUUGGAGAUUCACAUGAAGGAUCACGGCAUCGAGGACCCGAAUGAACGGAACGCCAACAUCUCGUGCAUCGAGUACGGCAGUUUGGACGAGGGCGCGAGGAUCGAGGAUUUGGAUCUGAUAAACGCAAGUGCCACCUCGGAUCCCGGUUCCGAAAUCCACGAGUGCAACGAAUGCGGUAGAGUGCUCUCGAAUUACGCGAAUCUUCGCCGUCAUACAAAGAUGGUGCAUCGCAAUGCCACGAUUUACGAUUGCAACAUGUGCUCACGUAUGUUCACGUGUAAAGAAUUGUACGAUCAUCACAUGCAGAUUCAGCAUCUCUGCUCCAAGACGAUGUUGCAGUGUCCUCAGUGUCCUAAGAGCUUUGUCUUCCAAUCGAAUUUCAACUAUCACUUCCGCACCGCUCACCUUGAGAAAUCGACUGGUUACGGCUGUGAUAUUUGCGGCAAAGUGUUUGUCGAAGGUGCGUCAUUGAAAAUACAUAGGGGUUGGCACAAUCGUGCAAAUUCUCGUCUAAGCACUCGAUUCGUACUGGGCGAUCAAAAGUUACUCAAUUCUGAUGCCUCAAAGGAUGCAUCAAUUGAUGCCGAGUUGGCCACAAACUCGGAACGGCCAGCGAGGGCACGAAAAUCAUUCCCCAAUCCCCCACCUCAGUUGUCUGGUAUCGGCACGAAGUCAUCAUCUGGGAACUUCCAAUGUCAAGUGUGCAAUGAUAAAUUUAAUGAUGUGACCGAACUCAGGAGUCACUUAUGGGACGUCCAUUGCGCACGCAACAAACCGGAGAAGAGUUUCUCCAACAACGAACUCCAGUGUGAACUCUGCACGAACGUCUUCCCCGAUCAGGAAACCUUGGCGACUCACAUGCAAUGGCACAGAGCCAACCCCAUUCUCAGCGAUAUACGAAAAACGUACUCUUGCGACGUAUGUGGCAAGUCAUACAGUUCAAGAAAGGUCUUGUGGAAGCACAAGAAGCUUCACAAAGCUACUGUUGUGGCCUCGCUCAAGUUCCAAUCCUUGGCAAGGAAACCGAUGGCUACUCAGUUCAUGUGCACAUUUUGCCGCAAGAUCUUUUCGAGUAGCCAGUCCUUGCAACGCCACAAGAUUAGCUUCCACAGUGAAGCGCAAAAUCAGCAGCGCGCGCAAUCACAGCCGAAUAGCACUCGAAGAUUUUCGGAGAGUCACGAGGACGAGCCGAGGCUGAAGCGUAUGAAAGUUGAGAUUGACGAUGAUUCCCCACCGCCCAAAUUGCCGCCUUUUGCUAUGGAUUUUGCCGGUGAGAAGAGGAAGCCAGUCAUGUGUCACGUGUGCCAGAAGAUGUUCCCCAACAUGAGUGUGCUGUACAAGCAUAAGCAAAUCGCGCACGAAAACCGAACAAAGAAAGAGAGAAUGCCCGAGUGCGUACCGAUGACAACUCGGGACGGCAAAUAUUCGUGCAACGUCUGCUUCAAGGUGUUCCCUGGCUUGUCAAAUCUGCGACAGCACUUCACUAUUAAGCAUAAGAAAACUUUCCAUCACAGAACCGCACCGAACAGGGACAGACCCGUGCCGCUGCCGUUGCCGAUCACCGAAUCUCCGAAGGAGAUUCGCGAGACGACCUAUACCAAUAACGUGAUGUACAGCUGCAAGCUAUGCAAGCAAUGCCACGUUUUCAACAAGCAGUCUAUUAUCAGUCACGUCACCAACGUGCACAAUGCGGUGUACCAAACCGACAGCAACGCGUUCCACAGAGAAGUUAAUCUUGGCGCUUACAUGGUGCACGGUGCGGUCGGGACUACUUGUCCACGAUGCAACGUCAAAUAUCCCAACAAUAGGGCUCUGAAGAUACACUAUGUCAAGUUCCAUGACAGUCCUGACCAUCAAUGAAUUCGCUUCCUGGUUCGAGUGACUUGAUUAUGCCAGGUGGGAAGAUCGAUUUUUUCAAGCCGAUUGCAAAGAUUGAUAGAUGCGUUUCUCGUAUCACAAUUCUCUCGAUAUCGCGCGGAGUGACACACUGUGUUCCUGAGGUAACAUCGAUCAACAUUUCCAAAUUGUGCAAAACGAGACGCGAUAUUCUGAUCCAUUUUAUUCUCAUUGAGUCGAGCGACAUUAUUUCAUGAUAAACUUUGAAUCUUUUUGUAAGGCAACAUGCAAUCAAGGAAUCGCGAUGAUUAUUGUAAAUAUCACCGUGUCACAAUUCUGAUGUUCGAGAUGUUUAACAAACAAAAAGAAAGAUAGAUAUACAUUGUUGCACCGAUGGAUUUUUGUUUUACUCACGCGGACACUUCCACAAAUGACGGUUUAUCGUAGAUAUUUAUCGUAACGGUUUGUUACUUGUUUGAUACAGCGAUUACAAUUGCGACCAACUGCGAAGUGUGUAAAUAUCGAAGUGAGCGUAUGUUAGCGUAUAUGUAAAACGUGCAGAUUUUUUAUUCAAUUAUAAGUUGACUUGCUGCGGCCAAGUGUAUCAAUGGCAAUGGGCAUGCUUGGUAAUCCUAUUGCGACGUCAAAUCUGAAAUGCCAUUUGUCGUGUGCAUAUUAUUACGUUAUUACUCUAAUUAAGACGGUAUAAUCAGUACGGUCAAUGCGUACGUGGUACAUGGAUAUCUUUCUAAAAAAAGAGGCAAUUCGCGAAUCGUAUUUUCACCAAUUAUUAUCGUCUUAUUAAACUUUAUAAGGGCGAAUCAGCAUCGCGUGUUCGAAGUGAUAACAAUAAUCGACCCAGGCAUUGCAACAUCUAAACAGAUUUAGAUUACUUCAUCUGCACACUCUAUAUAUACACAUAUAUUGGGUAUUAUUAUAUUAUUAUAAUAUGAUAUGCAAAUAAAUCUCGUAACUUGCUUACAUAAUAGUAUUUAUUAAGUUUCCCUUAUUGCAUCGAUGUUUCGCGUUUUUUGCUUAAUUUGACAGAAAGUUUAUGCUUUCCUGUUGUUCCUGUAGUAUCUUUCGAUUUUCGUUUUAGCUAUAUUAAUAAUUCAUUUACAUAUAUUUUAUUAUUAAGUGUGUUAUUUAUAAGUUAUAAGUUGUAGCAUUUUGUGCAUAAGAAUAAAAAAAUUAACUGCUGGGAAAAUUACUAAUCUUUAUUAUCGAAUUUCUAAGGUUCAUCAUUAAACAAUAAAAAUACUUAUAACAUUAAGUUGUCGGUAACUAUGAGAUAUAUUAGAUGCAUUUUAUUUUAUAUAGAUCAGUAUAAACCAGAACAAAAAAAAUUGAUAAUUGUUUUAAUUGAUAACAGUUAAAAAACUUUGUUAAAUUUUUAAGAAAUACACGGAAAUGAUAUUGUACGUUAUUUCAAUUAAGUUGUCGGCAUAAUAAGCUUUUCAAUAUAAAAUUUUGUUAUGAAUCAAAAUUUAUAUCGAAAGAUUAUUUUUAUGUAUACGUACGCACUUACCUUUAGUUAUAUGUAUAGAGUAUGAAAUUUAUAUAUAAACACGAUUGUCAUCUCUUCUCCCAGUUUAUGUGCAUAUAAACUGAAAGAAAAGAUAAAAAUUAAUGUUUAUUAAUAAUGCCUAUUAAUUGAAAAAUAUCAUCGUUAUUAGUCGAUAUAAACAGUUAUAAAAGAUUAAAUAUACGGAAUAUUAGUAAUAAUACGUAAUAUUAUUUUGACCGUAUAAUAAAUAUUCCUAUUGUAUACGUGCUUAUGUAUGAGUGAUUUAAUAAAAACAACAGCGUAUUGUUAUUUUUAAA